AUGGCCCAGGAAAGGACAUAGCUGUGGUUUCAUCGAUGGAGGGGGGAAGAAGAACGCUCCAAAAAUUAUCUUAAGGGUGCGCAAUGGUGUGUUCGUGUUUGUGAGCGCUCCCUGUCACAGAUGUCAAUGGAGGAUCAGCACACAGGAUGGAUUUGUGGAAGCAACAAUAUUAUCACAUUGCUCAACUCUGCAGCAGAAAACCAGCUGGGUUCAUAUGAAACCUCUCAGAGAGGCUCAACUGAGAAAAAUGGCUUCUCCAUGAGCUCUGGUGAAAAGAAUGUAACCAACACUUUUUGUUUGCCUGACUGCCAAUGCCAAGAAGGACCGUUGUUGGCAUCCCUUGAUGAUUCAUCCAUCUCACCAUCUGCAGAGUAUGCAUCAUUGCGUAAUGUAUCCAACAUAUUGUCCGCACACACCCUGCCAGAUGUAUGUGAAAAAAAUACGGAGAAUUUGGGGCAUCCAUGCCUUGGCAAGACUUUCACACUGCCUGACAACCGUGAGCUCCCCAAUGAGGGAGACAAUUUGAUGAUGACUACGUCUCCUGUGAUCGGGCCAUUUGAAAAUCAGAGUUGUCUUCAGAUGACUAUUUUAUGCGAAGAAUCACCAGCUCAUAAAUCAUUGGCAAGUGUUAAUUCAGAACCAUCUGUGUAUGUCCAUGGCACUUUCACACAGGAAAAAUGUAUUGACUUUGAACCUGUGGUGUCAACUAUACGGGACAUGGAUCUGACUUCCACACCAGUACUAAACGCUGGAGAAAAAAUGCUUCCUCACUUAAAAUCUUCUCGGACUGAAAAUGCAUGCAGCCCAAUAUUUUUCCCUAAAAAACAACAGAAAACCUCUGCCACUCUAUCUAAAAAUUGUGUAGUGGGACCCUCUCAAUAUGCCCCAAAAAAUAGUAAAAUAGAGAUGAAUUGUUCCAAGUCUGAAUUGAGGAACGCAGUAUCUAAAGUUGUGACAAGAACUGCGAAUGACAAAAUUGUGUCAGCAUCCUCUUCAAAGCAUAAAGAACAACAAACAAAUGCCCAUAGUAAAUGCGUAGAACGUGUUCGAGGAGCUAAAAUGAUUAGUCCAAGUAAAGUAAGGAAUAGCAGUGCUUUUCUGUCUGUGACUAAUAAAAAGGAAAACAAAGCUCAGAGACUGGUAAAUCCAAGUGGUACGCCAUUGGUAUGCAUUUUCACUGCAGGAAUUAAAUCUCCUCUUAUACCACAGUGCAGUAAAACCAGCACAGAGACUGAGCAAACCACUCCAUGCCAAGCAACAGGCUCACCAGCUCAGGGUGCUGGCAACCAAACUUUCUGCUCCUCAUUUCUUGAACCCCCCACUGAUAAGAGUGUCCAAAAAGAUCAGAAACAAACUCCAAAGAAGACUGCAGCAAACAAAAUUGAGGUCAAGUCACUUUCAGUUCUGCGUCAGGGCAAGACACAGCCUCGGUGUUCAACAGAAUGUUUGCUUUCCUCGCCACGGCCACCCAAGGAAAGGAAAACAAUUCCUACUUUUUCAACUGCUGUUAAUAUUCCAAGACAUGAGAAACAAACAAAACUAACAACCACAAAAAACUCUUCCCAGAGUAAACUCUCUUUGGAGAGUGAGGACCCAAGAGAGGUCACUAAGAUCGGCCUAGUGCUGAGAAUCUUAAAACAGUCUUUGCAGGCAGUAUCUGACAAGAAAGGAACAGCCUCUUUGGAAAACUGCAGAACCCCACAACAGACAUUCCCAAACAAACCACAAGGACGAUUUCUUGCUCAAACUUCCGUUGGAAGUCCUAGGACUGCUACUCAGCCCAUCAGGCAGCGACCAAGAAUGAAUUUGGGGGCUGACAACAGGGUGUCGAGAGGUGUUGGAACACCACCUUCUAACCAGAAUGGCACUGCAGCAGGAAGGCAGCGAAAUCGGCCAGCAAGCGAAUCGGCUUUAGCAACAAGUGUCAAGCAACCACAGAAUGUAUCCCAACCUUUUUGGGGCCCUAGAGCUACGCCACCAUCUAAACUACCUCGCAAGAUCCUGGUGUUAUCCAGGAGUGGAAACGGUGGACGCAUUCACAGUGAAGGUGCAGCAAGUACACAAGAUCAGCCAAUCAGGGCUUCACUUAGAGGAGUUGGUGUAGCUGCGCCUAAUCAAACUCCUGUUAAGAAGACAGUUUUAAUCAAAGCAAGAUUCACACCAACCCAAGGAAGAGGGGCUGGAUCAAUUGUACCCACGAGAAGCCCAACAUCUACAAAAACCAACAAAGGAGCUCCUACUCAGGUUUCUUUAAAAAGAACGCAGUCAUCCAGACGUGCUCCUUUAACACCAAUUAAGCCAGUAGACAAGAACAAGCCCAAGACCUCUUCCUGGCAACAACUGCCAUCAUCCCCUUCCAAACAGAAUCAUGGAGCUCCAGAUGUGGUGCCACCCUGUCUCCCUGAGAAUGACAGAAAUGACCAGAGGAUACAAAAUCUUGGAAAACUUCUUGCAGCCUCUAACUGCAGAUUUGAAGCUGUUGCUAUUGUCCUGCAGCAAACACUAGCUGAGCGUGAUGAAGAAGCAGGGCAGUGCAGAGAACUCUCCCAGGAGUUGGUCAACCUACGAGGAGAGCUGGUGAGCUCAGUGAAUUCAUCCCAACGUCUGGAAAAAGAAAAGCAGGACUUGCAAGAUGCUCUGGACAGUGCAAUGCAGAGAAUGCAGGAGCAGUACCAGAAGGACAUGGAAGAGAUGGAGCAGAAACUGCAGCUCUUCUACCAGGCUGAGUUUUACAAGCUUCAGUUCAUCUACCAGAAGGAGGCAGACGAGAGCAAAGCUGUACUACAGAAGCAGAUCGACCAACUCCAAGUUAGUCAGGACACCAUUAAAAUGGAAUUGCAGCACAGCCAUGAAGAACAGAUGCAAUCUGUCCAACAACAACAUGAUCAGUCAAUGGAAGAGCUCAGGAAAAGCUUCACUCAGCAGCUGGAGUCUUCUUAUGAAAGUUUCAAGAAAGCUGAUGACGCACUCAAGGCACAGGUUCAAGUGCUGGCUCAGGAAAAUGCUGACCUGAUGAAGAAACAAAACCUAGCUGAGAGUCCGGUACUGGUCUUUUUUGUUGUACAAGACUCUCAUACUGUGUAUCUGGAGCAGGAGUUGGAAAGCCUGAAGGUCGUACUGGAUAUAAAAAACAAACAAAUCCACGAACAGAAAACGAUGAUGAUAGAAAUUGACAAACUGCUUGAGAAAAAUGUGAAGUUAGAUGAGAGCCUUAAGAAAGUCCAGCAGGAGAAUGAGGACCUUAAGGCUCGCAUGGAAAGAUAUGCUGCUCUCUCAAGGCAGUGGUCUACAGAGAAUACCAUGCUGCAGGAAUCCCUCCAGAAGGAGUCAAAUGUUAACAAGCGUUUGUCAAUGGAGAUUGAAGAGUUGCUUUGGAAACUCCACAACGGCGAAGCGGGAAGUCCCCAGAAGUUGUCUCAUAGCUCCGACACCUGCUCAGUCUUCCCGCUCAACCCCAGAUAACAAUUGCUCCCUGCUUCCAGGAAGCAAACAAAUUUGUCAUUUAAAGUCACCCUGAUGACCCAUAAGCCUAUGGGGGUGAUUGGAUAUGAACGAGACAGAAGACAGACUACAACCGCGGGCAAAAACUAUGAAAUCAACAGUCUCUGAGGAUGUUCAUGCAGUUCUUUGAUUUUGUAGUGAAAAAAUGUAGAACGGACAUGGCACAAAACUAGUAUUAUUACUAGUAUUUCAACUGGCAAUUUUCUGGCUUACAAACUAAAAGAAAUUUAAAAAAAAAAGAUUUCCAUUACAAGGCUCCAGCCUGCAACCAAUCCAAUCUGGCAAAAGCAAUCUAAGGAAGUUGAAGCCAGAUUGAUAAAGAAUGCAGUUUGUCAUUCAUUAAGUCCGUGCCUCUGACUGUGAGCUGUUGCAAAAUCCAUAGGUGGUGCUAAAAAGUACUGGUGUGUUAAGUGUUCUUUUGUUGUUGUUUUUGUUUUUUUGUUUGUUUUUUUUUUUUUUUUUUUUUUUCGGGAUUCGAUUUUUUUUUCGUUCAAAUUAGUCUAAUAAGGUAACUGUUACUAACUACUUUUUUUUCUGGGUUUCUUUUAGUGUUUCUUAAAGCCAGAUAGUUGCCAUUCAAAAUGACUUUAGUUUUUGUCAUGUCUGUGAUGUUUUUUUUCUACAAAAUUGAACUGCAUGAACAUACUCCGCCACAGGUAAUUCAAUCAUUUUUGCCAGGGGUUUGUAAAAAUGAAGCACACAAGCACUUAAAAUGGAAGGUCAUGUUCUUUGGCGUUGUUUAGCAUGAUUAGAGUGGG
Corythoichthys intestinalis (scribbled pipefish) is the source of this 4259-nucleotide messenger RNA. It is a transcript of the gene mtus1a, whose product is annotated as microtubule associated tumor suppressor 1a. Gene Ontology annotation, molecular function: microtubule binding. The record is from RefSeq and is a predicted model, not a curated record. Gene Ontology annotation, cellular component: nucleus; cytoplasm. Bases 121 to 3462 code for a protein of 1113 amino acids. Lineage: Eukaryota; Metazoa; Chordata; Actinopteri; Syngnathiformes; Syngnathidae. The transcript is spliced from 16 exons.